Messenger RNA from Ostrea edulis (European flat oyster), 4620 nucleotides. RefSeq lists its product as uncharacterized. Bases 398 to 2578 code for a protein of 726 amino acids. Lineage: Eukaryota; Metazoa; Mollusca; Bivalvia; Ostreida; Ostreidae. The record is from RefSeq and is a predicted model, not a curated record. The transcript has 2 exons.
UUAUGACCAAACGCACGCAUGCGCACCGAACUCCACUGAAGUCCACAUCACAGGCGCUGUGGUUUAAGCCUACACUCCCGUUAUCCACUUCAUGUGCCAAACAAAAUUGACAAUAAUGCAUUUCAUGUUCAUUGAAUCUGGAUUUUUGUUAAUUCCAAAUGCCCUUUUCAAUGGAUCAAACAUAAAACAAGACAGAACGGUUCUUGAAGACUGAUGAAUAUUCUAUGCGAGAUAUGUGUGUAUACAGACUGACAAAAAUGAUCCUAUCGAACCAAUAGACCUAUUGCAUGCAGUUGGAAGUGAUUUCCGGUAGAUUUUGAUUUAAACUUCCUGCAGUUUUAACAAUAGUUCAGUUGAACAUGCUCCACAAAGAGACAGUCUCCAAACGUGCUGCAUAAUGGAAGGUGCUAGUAGAAAUCUGUGGACAGACGAUGCACAUCUUUCGCAUCUCAUUGCUGAUAAUCUUCUGAAUGCUGUUGGUGACCCACAGAAUCAGCGACUGAGAAGACACAUUUUGGACGUUCUGGAUCGUCUGGACUCGGUUGGUAACCAGAUUGAAAUCAUAAGAUCUGGAAGUUGUGCAGAAGGUUUUCGUAUAAAAGGAUCAGACGUUGACCUAAUGUAUGUCGAUAAAUUGACUAAAGUUGUAAGUGUUACUCCAGAAAAUCUGGGAAAAUAUUUUGCGGUGGUUAAAAUGGUAAACCCUCCAGGUAUUCCCCCAGGCUAUUUCAAACUUAUUGUUCUGACACCUUGUACUCCCCUUUCUCACAUUCGAGAUGCAACGAGGAAGAUGUGUGGAGAGUACUAUCUAUCGAAUGAAGCAUUCUUACAAACCUUCCAACAAUCUUCGAAAGGUGGCGUUCGUCACGGACCCUGUGUAUUGGAGACGGACGAUCUAGGAACAGAUCACGAUAGGGCCUUUUGCUUGGAAUACAAAGAAUGGCCGAAAUGCGCAGACGAAUGGAUCAUCAGAAGAAGAGCACAUGGAUGGCCCUCUCAAGAACUAGUCAGCAGGAUAAAGAGCAAUGGAUGUCAUUUAAUGGCAAUAGGAUCAAAGCAACUUAAUGAGAACUAUACAGACUGUACUAUGUCUGAUAAAUCAGAGUGGAUACAAGACCCAUUACAAUGGAGAUUAUCCUUUUCCGUCGCUGAGAAGACAUUGGUCUACGCCUUCAAUGACACUCAGUUUUUGACGUAUGGUAUAUUCAAACUUUUGAAUCAGGAGGUCUUCUCAAGAGAUCCUAUCCUGAAAAGCGGUCUUUGCUCUUAUUUCCUGAAAACUGCUUUGUAUUGGACAAUUGAAGAGACACCGUCCGAUUAUUGGACGCCCGAGCAUCUAGUGUUUUGUGUUGAUAUUUGCUUUCAAAGACUGAUUUCAUGGGUGGAAACUGGAUUCUGUCCAAACUAUUUCAUCAGAGAAAAUAAUAUGUUUUUAGGAAAAGUACAAGAAUGGCAGUUGGCAUAUAUAUCUUCUCGGCUCUCUGAAAUACACAAUGAAGGCUGGCGAUGCUUGCUUAAAUGUCAUUCUCUGUCUCAUCUUAAAAAGACUUUGGAACGCGCUAGACAAGAGAUAACACCACAUUCUUUUCCAAUAUCGAAACCAGAGGAAGACUAUAAAAUCCUUGUGUCAUCUUACAGCAAACCUGUAAGUAGAACACGCAAAGAAGAUAUUCUCGAUUGUGGAUUGUUUAGUGAAAUACUUGCACGAAAACCAAAAAUGCCGUCGUUAGAUAUACUUGAAUUAGAACUCAAGAAUUCCCUGACAUUAGAGAUAAAGGAAAAUAUGGAUUCUUCAGAUAUGGACAUUAUAAGGUUACGUCGCUAUCACAAUCUGUCACAGCUUGCAUUGAUAUACCUGAAUAUUUCACUAACAAAAUGUACAACUCGGGACCGCUACAAAUACAUUAGGAAAGCAUUUUGCUACUUGAAUCACACCCGAUUUGCGGACAUCAGCAAAGGGAAUCUUACACUAGCUACUGCUCAUUAUUGUCUUGGAAGAUUUUCAGCAGCUCUAUCAUAUAUCAAAGAGUAUGAUGAACGUUUAGAAGCUGGUCUGGGAUACAUAUACUGCAGCAGUCGUCACGGUGUCCAAACGUUUGGGAAUUAUGAGGAAAAUAUGUGUGGACAAGGAUUUAGUUCCAUGGAAAAAGCUUCACUUGCAGUUUCGUAUGAUUUCGAAAUCUUUAGGAUGAUGCCUCUCGUACCUAUUGAAAUAGCCCUGGAAGUGGUCAUGAUGAAACACACAGAGUCUCGUGUUGUCAUCCCACCAAAAAUGUACUCUGUGUUUCUGAAAAUACUUUGCUAUUCAAACAUGAGCAAUCUGAAGGUGGUGGAGGAAUUGUCACUAACAUUGAGAGACUGUCUAGCGUUCUCUAACCGGAUCAACAGGCAUUUAAACUACAUCAUGCUUGCAGUUACAGCAACCAAGUUAGGCAAAUAUGAAGAUGCGUUGCGAUAUUACUGUUUGGCCCACAAUUGCAAGCGGAUCCACAUCAUGAAGAAUUCCGGCUGCCCCGAGUGGUACUCCAGGACCUCCUGUUUAUUUUACAUUGCACAGUUGCUUAGAAUGUUGGUAUGAUACCAGUAACAAGACGGGAACUAUCUACAGUGACAGAUAUUCUUUACGUAUUUAUAAGACGGGAAUUAUCUACAGUGACAGAUAUUCUUUACGUAUUUGUAAGACGGGAAUUAUCUACAGUGACAGAUAUUCUUUACGUAUUUAUAAGACGGGAAUUAUCUACAGUGACAGAUAUUCUUUACGUAUUUAUAAGACGGGAAUUAUCUACAGUGACAGAUAUUCUUUACGUAUUUAUGGCUAUUGAUGUUUAUUAUGAGACCUAUAUUUAAUACAUAAAGUAACAUUUGCAUAUUUUGUAAACAAUCAACACUAAAACUAGGCCUAGGAUUUAACAUUUAACCUGUAAACAUUGUCAACAACGAAAAUCAGUAUUUACAUGUACUCGCUUUCAGACAAUUGAUGCUGAUUUUGUAAUAUUUACAAAUAUCGAUGAAACAGAAAGUAUUACUUGCAUUAGGUAAAUGUAGGAGAAAUACAUGAUUUCAAAAUGAUAAACUUCAUUUUGAUUUGACAAAGAAGAGAACAAUCAACUUUUACUUCUGGUAGCAUUGAUGCUGCAUGUAGUUUCAGUUGCGUUUACUAGCAUUGCCCCAGAUUAAUAGGAUAGGAUCAGGAUGGCUAGCAUUCAGUCAGCAGGCUUUGUUAGCAUUCAACAUCAGCAAGCAAACCAUUGUAAAAUAAGAUUAAUCAGUUGUUCUUUGUUUGUCGUCCUGUCAUAUUUUGUUACUCAUAUUGAGACAUCACCAGCUGCAGAUUAAGUACCACAAAUGUAGACCCAUGCUUAGCGCUCAAGGCCAUAUCAAUGAGGGUUAUUUAACGUGCCAACGCCUGCCGCGACAAUAGGGACCCCUGUGUUAAGGUCAUAUCCGCUCUACCAUUGAGCUACCGCGACAUAAUGCUGUAACAGAAUUAUCUCUGUGCAUUGUAAAUGCAUCUGGUGGUCAUGGCAAUGUAUAUAGCUAUCGAGAACAACUUCAACUACUUGUAUCUGUAUCCAUAUGAUGAAGACAAACUUCCUGUUUAUACAAUCUGAACAACAUGAAAAAUAUCUAGGAAUAGUAAGAGGAAGUUAGGUUUAUAUCUAUUGUCAGGAAACAUUGAUAAAAUCCGUAUCUAAAACUGGAUAUUUUUGUAACUGUUGAGUAGAUAUUGUAAAAAUAAUUGUAUUUCAAGGAAUUUUGAUUUAAAAAAUAAGGUUUAAUGUCAAGAGUGAUAGUUUUUAUUGAGUAAAAAUUAUUACAUUCAUUCUGGUCGCUAGCUAAUGAUGCACGACAUCGGGAAGAUAUUUAUGUGUAUGAUUUUAAAUUCUUACUGUGUUGCAAAAUAUAAAGCAAUAAUUAUUAUUUUCUAAGAGGCGGAUUGCUAUUGUUAUCUUUGUUUCCAGUGAUACAUCGAAUGGAUGCUAUUGGUCACUUCAAUUGAGAAAUUAAGGGCGUAAAGUUCUGGGAACUGGGAGUGGAGUCAGAGUCUCAAAAAUAACGAACUAGUAAUCCUAAUUGUCCGCGAACAAUUACAGGUCUUUCCAUCGUCUUGAGGUUUGAAAUAGUGAAAGAAUAUUUCUCAUUGCGGAGUCAGAUUCUCAAAAAUACAAAGAAUUAGAAAUGAACGUGUGUGCGAGAGAGAGAGAGAGAGAGAGAGAGAGAGAGAGAUUUACGACAUUAUUUUCAGAGAAUGCAUAGCGAUUAGUAACGCCCUCGACUAGAAGUACUAAAUUCCGUCAACACUCAAAAAUGAUGAAUAGGAAGAUUAUAUUACUCCAAUGUUAUACGAAAUGUCGAAACUUCCCUAAAAUGGGUUAAGGAAUUCUAUAAUAUUAGAUAAAAGAUUGAACAUUUAGUUAGGUUUGUGUCGUAUAGUGAGAAGACAGACUUGUAAAGUUACACACUACCUUCGUGAUGUUCUUGCCUAGCCUGCACAUGGUACUUAUUCUUGUAAUAUUUAUUUUGUAAAUCAUGUGAUGUUCAUUUCAGUUUCAAGAAUGUCAGGUAUGGAGUCGUCAAUUACAUGUACAUUGUACCUAGAUAUAUGAACUGUUAAAUAUU